CACAGCUCUCAGUCGCACGCAGUCUUGCGUUUUGGCUUUGACUGGCUUUCUUGUCAGUGCGAGACAGCAGCUGUUAAUAAGCGAGACGAGGCAAACAAAUUUUGGUCUCUAUAAUAAACAGCAGUCGGUCGUGGAAAAACUAUGGACCACUCCAGUCAGCAUCAUUCAAAUACCCUAAACUGCAACGAUUUCUGGAGUUUUCGUACCAACGACACCACGGUAUCGGCCAUGCCUCAUCGACGGGAUUUUCACAUGGAUAAUAUUUUUGCCGCGGAGCGGGCGAUCAUUUCCGCACCGUACCAUUUCGGGCCGCUGGAUGACUUGGUGAAGACGCAUAUCACAGCGUUCCCAGAUUCUUCGUGCUAUCCAGUUGCCAAUUCCACGUUGGAGGAUCUCCAUCAGCAGGUGAUGAGCUUUCACCAUCCCACGGUGAAUUUCUCCGGGAACGUACCGAAAUCGCUGGAUAUUGACGAAUUCCUGGACGAGGUUUUCGAGGACCGGAGUCGAGCACCGCGAGCCAUUCGCAAUGGUGAAGUGGAAGGGAUUUUCCAGCCGCCGCCGUCGUUAUCUUCGAUACAGCCGCAGCAGCAGCAUCAACAACCAGCGGCACAGCCACAGCCCCCUCCACCGCCGCCGCUGCAACAGCAGCAGCCGCAGUUAAUCCUUCCGUGCACACCACCGGCAUCCGUAGCAGCAGCAGCUGCCAAACCGGAAGCGCCACCGAAGAAGCGUGUUACCAAGGCCUACUCGCCCUGCCAGAAGAUCCAGUAUGUCGAUAUGUUCCGUCGGGAGCAUGAGGAGAAGGGCCGCUCCUUCUCGCAGCGCCAAUUCGCCAGGAAAUACCAACUCAGCCAUGCGCGCUUUUCAGCCUGGUGCAAAGAGUACGAUAAACUGAAAUCCCUGGACGCCUCCCAGCUGAUGGUCAGCCGCGUGCGCAUGCCGAGCGCCCGUUUCCCGGUGCUGGAAUCCCGCGUAUCCGAAUGGAUCGAAGAGCAGCGGGCCGCCGGCCACGAUGAGCCGACCAUCAAAGCCAUCCAGACGUUCGCCCGCGAUCUGGCCACCCGCCUCGGCAUCAUCGAUUUCGUGGCGUCCAACACGUGGGUAGAGCGUUUCCGGCGGCGCUGUGACAAUAAACCGCCGCCGCCCGUGACGGUGGUCCGGUCCCCGGACAGUGAGGUGACGCUGUCGAGCUCGCCGCGACCGGUCCACAAUCCCCCGGAGCGGAUGAUCGGACAUAUUCUGCAUGAUUAUCUGGAGCGCGGCGACACCCGCCAGUCGCCGCUGGAGAUGGCCGGGUUGGGAUUGGCGCCCGGCAUGAAGAUGGGUGGGGAAGAGGACACCGGGAAGGGACGACGGGUGUACACGGAGGCCGACCGGGAGAAAUUCCUGGAGCUGUACCGGGCGGAGAAGCUCGACCGGGGUCUGCAGUGCUCGUUGCGGCUGUUCUGUAAGCGGCACAAUGUCAGUCGCACGCGAAUGACGGCGUGGCUAAAGCAAGAAGACGUUAUUGUGGAUGAGCCUAUGUGAUGUCGAAAAGCGGUGAAUGAUUUACUGUACUAAUCCCAUCCGUCCAUUCUGGAAACGUGGCAGUAUUUUUUGACAAGAUGGAAGAUAUUUAUAAAGAUUAGGUGAAUAAAAUGUGGUAUUUAAAAUAAAGUUUGCUCUGUUAGUUCCAAGAUAUAAUUAUUGUCUCAGCGAACGCAUUUCAGAGUGGUUUUUUGGUUCGUUAUAUAGUGACAAAAGAUUUACACGAUAUGAUUGGCAGUCGUUUACCGGUUUACCGGUAUAUCACAAGAUUGCUUUUUAUGUUUUCUUGCCAUAUUUUCUAAAGAAAGUAUGAUGGAUCGGUGUUGUUAGUCGGUGUGUUUUUAUUGUUCAUUGUGAGGAGUUAGUUGGAUAAUUUAUUCCAUAAUUUAUUUUUGAUGGGAUGAAGCUUUGUUCGGCAUCAAUAAACCAAAGAUGAA
This is a messenger RNA of Paramacrobiotus metropolitanus, 1964 nucleotides long. RefSeq lists its product as uncharacterized. The record is from RefSeq and is a predicted model, not a curated record. The transcript has 5 exons. NCBI's taxonomy places the organism in Eukaryota, Metazoa, Tardigrada, Eutardigrada, Parachela, Macrobiotidae. The coding region runs from base 142 to 1527 and encodes 461 amino acids.